This is a messenger RNA of Hibiscus syriacus, 2646 nucleotides long. RefSeq lists its product as uncharacterized. The coding region runs from base 627 to 2456 and encodes 609 amino acids. Lineage: Eukaryota; Viridiplantae; Streptophyta; Magnoliopsida; Malvales; Malvaceae. The transcript has 3 exons. The record is from RefSeq and is a predicted model, not a curated record.
CUACUUGCCAACGUAGACAAAUGAUUUGAUAUUUCGAACAGAAUUUGUUUACAGAUCCUAAGCGACACCGUUGGUAUUAUAGAAACAUAAGCGGUUGCCGGCUGCGGUAGUUUUUGUUCAGUUCAUCAGACAAAAAUCGGCCACAGAGCAUAAAGACGGUGAGUUCCCACCUUCCGAUGUAACAUUUGUCACCCCACUUUGUCGUUAACUGUAACAAUCAAUUCCUCGGAAACCGACUGCUGUUUUCUGACAUUCACUUGUCUGUCGCCGCGAAAUUUCCCCCCGGCUUUGAUCCUCUUGUCUUUAUUGACUUUGGGAUUCUUAAAACUGAUUUCCCUUUUGUACUUAACACCCAAGCUUCCUAUUCAUCUCCGUAUCCGAAGAACUCAAUUAUCUGUGAAAAUUCCAGAUUUUCCCUCACUUGUUAUUGGAAUAACAACCCUUUUCUUGUUCCUCAUAAUUUGCUUUAUAUCUUCCUUUUGAAGUUCUUCAGUUUUGGAAUUUGAACUUAUUUGAACUUGAAAUUCCUUUUUGGUAUUGUAUUUCUUAUGGGUUUUUCCCCCAGGACUAAUUCGUUUACUAGUGGAGCUGAAAUUCUCUGGAGAUUUUGAGCUGUUUAACUUGUGAUGGUUUCCUGUGCAAUUUCUUCAUGGACCUUAACGGGUCUUGUAAGAUCUUUUCUUGAUCUUACUCUAGCUUAUUUCCUUCUAUGUGGAUCAACCUUGGGUUAUUUUGCUUGGAAAUUCUGUGAUGUUUUUGGUAUUCACUUACCCUGUCUUUGUUCUGGGUUUUUUGGGUACCAAAAUAGCAGCCUCUGCUGGCAUAACCUGCUUAUUCAAUGGCCAAGAAGAAAGAUAUGCUCUGUUCAAAAUCUGGCUUUGAAUAGGUUCCCUUUCGACUCGGUUUCCUUCAACGACCGAACCUUGAAUUCGAACGAUGUUAAAUUCGGUAACGGGGUCAUUGAAUUGGAAGGUGAAGUAUGUUCUACUUCACUUUCAGCUGUAAGAUUGCAAACUCUGGUGGACAAAGAUAGUGUAUAUGAUGCCAAGGGAAAACGAACCUUGAAUCAGAAGCAGAAAUUGGGAGCUCGGAGGCGGCGGAGGACUGCUUUCGGUAAUGGAAAGCCUUCUCCAAUAUUAUUGUCCGAUAAUUUCCCAUCAUCUAUUUCAGGUGUUUCAUCUUCUUUGUAUAUUAGUGGCGGUGAAACAAGAAGUGUAAUUAAGAAUAAUUUCUGUCCAGUUGCUGAAAUUGAAGAUAGUUUACCUGAUGAUAAAAAUACUCAAACUGGCACGGAUAUAGGUGAUACAACCCGGCAUGGUUUUGGACUGAGCAGUGGAAAGGAAAAAGGAUCGAAUUUUACGAAAAAAUCGACAUGUAUCGACUCUAAUGAGAAACCAGGGUUUAAUGGAGGUGAAGCGAAUCGGAUCAGAAUGUUGGAACAAGCUCUUGAAGAAGAGAAGGAUAAACUUGCUGCUAUAUACCUGGAGUUGGAGAAAGAAAAGGCUGCUGCCGCUUCGGCCGCUGAUGCAACCAUGGCAAUGAUUUUGCGGCUACAAGAGGAUAAGGCUUCUAUACAAAUGGAAGCAAGGCAAUAUAAAAGGAUGAUGGAAGAAAAAAAUGCUUAUGAUGAUGAAGAGAUGAACAUUCUAAACGAGAUACUUGUUAGGAUGGAGAAGGAGAAUCACCUAUUGGAGAGAGAACUAGAAGCUUACAGGCUAGGAGACAAGCCAGAGGAAUGUGAAUUUAGUUAUACUUUGGGUAAAGAGGCACAACAGCCUUCGAUUCAACUUGGACGAGGUGAAGAUUCACUGGUGAUGGUGAAACAGGCGGGGAAUAGUGGAUCGAGUGACGAGAAGGAAGUGGGAACAGUGGAUCAUGAUGACAUAGCCUGCCAAGAAAUUGCAACCAAAAUGGUCCAAGGCAUCGAGAAAACUUCUUCAGCUGCAGAAGAGGAGCUCAAGAAGAAUGCGGAUUUUGGCAAGCCACUAGACUGUAACCUACAUCUACAACAUCCCACGUCUGACGUGGAGCCGGCUAUCUAUGAUGUCCAUGUUGUUGAUGAUAAAUUAGACAUUUCGGAGGAGAACUCAAAAGAAAGUAAAAUGCCAUCUGAUUCUGCUUUAGAUCACAAAACCUCGCUAUAUAAAUUUCGCAGGACUUUCUCUGGGGUCAGUAAUGAAAUGUUGGCCAUUGGUGCUGAAAUCGAAGGCCUUAGAGAAAGGUUACAGAUUGUGCGAGGAGAAAAAGUGAAGCUUACUUUCUCAUCAGAUCAGAGGAAAAUGGUCGAUACCCAUUUGAAACAAAUCGAGGAGCUGAUGAACCAGCUUCGGGAAUUUCAGCAACUGAAGGAGCCUGUUCGACAGGCUUCUUUACCUCCUUUGCCUUCAUCUUCCAAGGUCGUUUCUAACAGGAGACGGUGCCGGAGCGUAUCCGAUGAAAUCGAAGAUGGUGCCUAAAGCCACCCCAUGUAUGGUAGCCUGUCGAAUCCGGGAAGAAAACCGCCGCCUCCUUGCUGGUUUGUGUCAAGUGUCUUUUUCAGACAAUUUGUUUAUUGAAACUGUAAAGUCCAUAAAGAAGGUAGUUGAUGUUUGUUGGUUGCUGAGAAAUUGUACGCAAAACUGUGUUAAUAUAUUACUAGUUUUUUUC